Cylindrotheca closterium is the source of this 402-nucleotide messenger RNA. The record is from the annotation of a GenBank genome assembly. Lineage: Eukaryota; Bacillariophyta; Bacillariophyceae; Bacillariales; Bacillariaceae.
AUGGCAAUCGUAACAAGCAUACAAGAAGAAAUCCAUCCUCAGAGCUCCUCCAGAUCACCUCUGAGUGUGAAGAGCAAACCCCUGCACAUCGAUUUGGAGUAUGAAGUAGGUUGCAACGGUGUUCGCGUUUUUUCUAUGGAAGAAGUGAGACGACACAACAGCGCUGAAUCUGCCUGGCUUGUUGUGGGUGAUAAGAUAUAUGAUGCCACUGAGUACAUCCGGAUACAUCCUGGUGGUGAGAUGAGCAUCCUUCGAAAGUCCGGAGGUGUGGUUGACUGCACUCAAGACUUUCAUUUUCACUCGAAAGCGGGAAAGAAAGUUUGGGAUAGAUACUACGUCGGAAAGUUAAAGCCAGCUCCUGGAUCUGCUGCAGAUAGACAAUGGUGGCAGUUCUGGAUGUAG